UCUUAACGCCGUUGCUUCGCAGGCGCCGAGUGAGAGCGGUAACCGGGCUGCCUCCGCCACGCUGGGCUGAUUCCUCGAGGGGUUGCCGCUGUCUCUCCGGGCCGGCACCAUGCAGACCUUUCUGAAGGGGAAGCGGGUGGGUUACUGGCUGAGUGAGAAGAAGAUCAGGAAGCUGAAUUUCCAGGCCUUCGCCGAGCUGUGCCGGAAAAGAGGAGUAGAAGUAGUACAGCUUGACCUCACGAAACCCAUUGAAGAACAGGGCCCUUUGGAUGUGAUCAUACACAAACUGACAGAUGUCAUCCUUGAAGCAGACCAGAAUGACAGCCAGUCACUGGAGCUGGUUCAAAGGUUCCAGGAGUAUAUUGACGCUCAUCCAGAAACCAUUAUCCUGGACCCUCUUCCAGCUAUUCGCACACUUCUGGACCGAUCCAAGUCUUAUGAGCUAAUUCGGCAAAUAGAGGCAUACAUGCAAGAUGAGAGGAUUUGUUCACCACCCUUUAUGGAGCUGACAAGUGCCUGUGGAGAAGAUACCUUGCAGCUUAUAGAGAAGAAUGGACUGGCAUUCCCAUUCAUUUGUAAAACCAGAGUGGCCCAUGGAACCAACUCUCAUGAGAUGGCGAUCAUCUUCAACCAGGAGGGCCUGAAAGCUGUUCACCCCCCUUGCGUCAUUCAGAGCUUCAUCAAUCACAAUGCCGUGCUGUAUAAAGUCUUCGUGGUUGGGGAAUCCUACACAGUGGUGAAAAGACCAUCUUUAAAGAACUUCUCUGCAGGAAUCUCAGACAGAGAAUCAAUAUUUUUCAACAGCCACAAUGUUUCAAAACCGGAAUCGUCAUCUGUCUUAACAGCACUGGAUAAAAUCGAAGGAGUAUUUGAGCGGCCAAAUGAUGACGUCAUCCGGGAAAUCUCGAAGGCUCUGCGGCAAGCUCUGGGAGUUUCCCUCUUUGGAAUUGAUAUCAUCAUUAACAAUCAGACUGGGCAGCAUGCCGUCAUUGAUAUAAAUGCAUUCCCAGGUUAUGAGGGUGUUUCUGAAUUUUUCACAGAUCUCCUGAACCACAUAGCUGCUGUCCUGCAGGGUCAGGCACCUGAGGUGACCCAGCUAAACCGCAGCAAGCUCCUGGCAGAGCAGACCAGCGGGAUCAUGGACGAGCGGAUAUGCUGCAGUAGCACAGGCUGUCUCAGCGUCAUGGGAAAAGACUCCUCCUGGAUUGUGGAAAGUGAGACCAACAGCUCAGUAAAACUGCAACACCAGAGACUAGGCUGCAACUCGGCAGUGUCCCCCAGCUUCCAGCAGCACUGUGUCGCUACGUUGGCAACAAAAGCUUCUUCUCAAUAACUUGCUAAUGCCAUCCAUGGACUGAGAAAAAGCCACAGGGAUACAAAUUGUGGUCCCAGAACCAGAUCAGGCUGUAACAGUACAUGUGAAAUUGAAAACAAAACAAAACCAACAAACCACAAUGUAGAAAAACAAAAUGAAAAUCCCUUCCAUUUCAUUUAACCUAAUUGGCUGAUGAAAUGGACUGAAAGGGGGAGGGCAAGAAAGUGAUUCAGGUCCAUUUCAUCAGAUUCCAGUUGCAAGUCUAUAGUGAGUUUACACACACGUGGGUUUUAACACUAGUCCUUUCAUUGUGGGAGGGUUGCUCUUUCAUUUCUAUUGUUCUUUUUAAUCACUGGUGACCAGCAUUUUAAAAUCGGACCUCAUGGUUUCAAGAAGAUAAUAAUGUUGAAUGCAGUGUCUGAAUGCAACAGUGCAAGAGAUUUUUGCCUAAAAUAUUCCCUGUUCCCUUUUUCCAGGUAGGCCAUUGCGAAAGAAAACUAAGACAACUUCAGUAUCAGUAAACCAAAUUUCUGAAAACAUUAACCAUCCAAGAUAUUGACAGCUUGCUGUAAAGCCAUGGCACUUUGAGUGGGACAGAGCAGUGUGGUUGUUCAGGGUGCAGAACAGAGGUGAUCACCCCUGUUGCAGCUUUGCAGUCCUCCCCCCAGGCCUCCUUGCUUCAAUCAAAAGCAGCUCCUAACCAUGUUUGCCAACAGCGGCACAUGUUCGAUCUGGACAGGAUGCUGAUAGCUAGGUUGAGUGAUUUAGUAAAUUAAAUGUAAUCCUUUCUAUUGUCUGCUAGUGUUGAAGUCCUAGAAGAAUUAAUAGAAGCAGCUCAUCUCUUAGAAGAGAAUUUGAUUCUCCCUCCAUUGCACUUGUGAGGACUCUGGGACAGCUCUGCAAAAAGGCUGCAGAGACACACAUUUCGUUGAAGCAAUACACCUGAUCUGCAGAUCCUAAGGGGUAUCACAGUUGCUACCUUCCAGAGAUCCAUACUGCUGUGCAUUUUCUUUUCUUUUGCAAAUUAAAUAUAAGCAGAAUUGUGUACCUUUGUAUGAGGUAGAAGUGCACAACAGCUCUAGCUUAGAGACCACAUCAUUUUGUUGCAAGCUGCCAGAUGAGGCUGUGUGGUAAUUUACAAUGGCAGUUUAUACUAUUUGUGAACUACAACACAGCCUAUUUGUAUCUCUUGAGAUACGCAGUAAACUUAGUGUUCACCCUCUAUUGCAUCAUCUAGCAUGGCAGCAUCUUCUGUUAAGAAUUCCUCCAACUUUUGCCAAUUCUGAACACUAAACUGGAAGUAUGUAUGUCUGUCAGCGCUGAGAACAGAGACUCUAUUUUGGUAGACAGAGAGGCCUUCCUUUCCCCAUAUAGGCCCUUUUAGGGAUUAUAACAUAUUUUAUAAGUUUAAGAGGGGUAGCGUUAAGAAAAUUUUCUUAGUUAAGCUUCUAGAUUGCAGAUAUGGGAAUUUCUGCCUUUCUGUAGCAGGUAUUUGUAAAGCAUCCAUCACUGCAGCAUUUAAUACCAGUUUGGUUAGUGUCAUGUGUUAGAUAUCUACUCAAAAGGAAAGGAUCUAGAGCUUAAAGCCCAGGUAGACCAUGGAGAGAGGAUGAAACUGUGUAAAAGAUGUUACUACCCUACCAGUUUGUAUAAGUCCUUGAGGGGAAAAAGUUUUGAGGAGUGUUGUAUAGCAGUUCUUUUGUGUAAACAGUGUUUCUGUCAUUGGAGAGAUUGGGUUAAUUCCCAAAAUGCCAAUUUUAGGAAUUUACUGUAGCCAGGAUUGGAUUUGCAAGGCUGAUAUACACAAGAAAGGUUAUUCACCUUUAGAGGGGUUACUAACUUUAAGGUAUUUCUGUAGAGACUGGAAGGACCUUAUGAGUGUGAUAUCUGCACAAUUCCAGGGUGCAUGUAAAUGCAGCCAACUUCCUCAGCUGUUGCAGAUCAGUUCUGAACUGGGCACACUUAACAAUCCUUGUAUGCUUCGAAGCUGCUGGAUCCCACAUUGUCUGUAGCUUGCAGAUCUUGAGUGGUUGUGGUGUGAGUCAGAUGUACAUAGGUAAGGGUUUAUAAAGGUAUUCCUGACAGACCAAACUUUUCGUAAAGCCAUGACUGAAAUAAAUUUGACAUCUACA
Neopsephotus bourkii (Bourke's parrot) is the source of this 3447-nucleotide messenger RNA. RefSeq names its product inositol-tetrakisphosphate 1-kinase (gene ITPK1). Lineage: Eukaryota; Metazoa; Chordata; Aves; Psittaciformes; Psittacidae. The coding region runs from base 110 to 1333 and encodes 407 amino acids. Gene Ontology annotation, molecular function: magnesium ion binding; ATP binding; inositol-3,4,5,6-tetrakisphosphate 1-kinase activity. Gene Ontology annotation, cellular component: cytoplasm. The record is from RefSeq and is a predicted model, not a curated record. Gene Ontology annotation, biological process: inositol trisphosphate metabolic process. The transcript has 10 exons.